This is a messenger RNA of Thamnophis sirtalis, 1325 nucleotides long. NCBI's taxonomy places the organism in Eukaryota, Metazoa, Chordata, Lepidosauria, Squamata, Natricidae. The record is from RefSeq and is a predicted model, not a curated record.
AUGAAUAGGAUUGAAGCCGUCUGGAUUGCCAGACAAAUGCUUUUCCAUGGGACGGAAAGGAUCAGAGAGAAUGCACAACUCCUAGAUCCAGCAAGAUGGCAUUGUUUAAUGGACCAGGAACAUGGGUUGCCUGCUCUAAAGAUACUUCUCAAUCAACAAUGCUGUAUAAGUGAUAAGCAAUUUUUUGAAGCUAUUUUUCAGGGACAUUUUUCAAAUCCAAUUGGGAAUAAUAUUUUAAUGCAGCAGGAUACUAGCAAUAUGAUAAUGACAGGAAAAGAAGGCCAGCCAAGGGAGUACUAUACGUUGGAUUCAAUUUUGUUCCUGUUGAAUAAUGUACAUCUUUCACAUCCUGUUUAUGUCCGUCGUGCGGCAACUGAAAACAUUCCUGUAGUAAGAAGACCUGACAGAAAAGAUCUCCUUGCAUAUCUUAAUGGAGAAACAUCAACAUCAUCAAGUAUAGAUAGAAGUGCACCAUUGGAAAUAGGUCUCCAACGAUCUACUCAAGUUAAAAGGGCAGCUGAUGAAAUAUUAGCAGAAGCUAAGAAACCAAGAAUAGAGGAUGAAGAGUGUGUGCGGCUUGACAAAGAACGGUUGGCAGCUCGGCUGGAAGGACACAAGGAAGGCAUUGUGCAGACUGAGCAGAUCAGAUCCUUAUCUGAAGCCAUGUCUGUGGAAAAAAUCGCAGCUAUCAAGGCCAAAAUUAUGGCCAAGAAAAGGGCCACAAUUAAGACUGAUUUAGAUGACGAUAUAACUGCUCUUAAACAGAGAAGUUUUGUUGAUGCAGAAGUUGAUGUUACUAGAGAUAUUGUCAGCAGGGAAAGGGUAUGGAGGACAAGAACUACCAUCUUGCAGAGCACAGGCAAGAACUUUGCCAAGAAUAUAUUUGCAAUUCUUCAGUCAGUCAAAGCUAGAGAAGAAGGCCGUGCACCUGAGCAACGACCAGCACCAAAUACCGCCCCAAUGGAUCCAACUUUAAGAAACAAGCAACCUAUUCCAGCUGCCUAUAACAGAUAUGAUCAGGAAAGAUUUAAAGGAAAGGAAGGAGGGAGCUUCAGCGCGAAAGACUCAGACCCCAGCAGCGCAGCCUGUGGCAAGGCCAGUUUCUCAAGCAAGACCUCCUCCAAAUCAAAAAAAAGGAUCUCGAACACCAAUUAUCAUUAUUCCAGCAGCUACCACUUCAUUAAUUACUAUGCUUAAUGCAAAAGACCUUUUGCAGGAUCUCAAGGAUCGGGUUGUGGCUGUGUUUGUCCAGGGUCCCGCCUGGCAAUUCAAGGGCUGGCCAUGGUUACUACCUGACGGAUCACCUGUGGAUAUUUUUGCAAAAA